Molecule: messenger RNA, 1521 nt
Organism: Bipolaris oryzae ATCC 44560
Lineage: Eukaryota; Fungi; Ascomycota; Dothideomycetes; Pleosporales; Pleosporaceae
Exons: 2
Coding region: 1-1521 (506 amino acids)
Cellular component (GO): cytosol
Molecular function (GO): deaminase activity
Source: RefSeq, a predicted model, not a curated record
AUGCUGUCUGCUGACGUUGUGACCCGGCUUUGGCUUCUUUACACCCUAACAUACGCUACACUCAGUAGUGCUGCCACGCUACUUCAGGGCGGAACAGUAAUCACUUGGGAUGCACCCGCCAACUACCUCGAUGUCAUUCGUAACGGUUCUGUCCUUGUAGAAAAUGACACGAUUUCCGCCGUCUUUUCAGGAUCAUAUAAUGGUACCCUGCCAUCCGACUUGGAAGUCGUUGAUGCGACCAACGACAUCAUUUCAACAGGCUUUGUCGACACGCACCGCCAUAGCUGGCAGACGGCUUUCAAGACCCUAGGCUCUAAUACCACUCUUAUGACAUACUUCCAACGCUACGGCACCGACUCGCCUGCUGCUAGAUUGUUCACGCCCGAGGAUGUGUACAUUGGUCAGCUAGUCGGAUUGUACGAAGCCCUGAAUGGAGGCGUCACGACCAUCGUGGACUACCCACACUGCACAUGGUCAGCAGAGCAUGCCAUGGCAGCACUGAAUGCCACGUUCGAAAGCGGUGUCCGAGCUGAGUUCGCGUACUACUUCGAAAGCUAUCCAAACUUUACAAUUGAAGGGCAAACAAAGCUUUUCCGAGACUUGGCCAGGGAUGCCCGAUUCCAUAAAUCACCCACCAACUUGGCUAUCUCGUAUGACAACUUCAGUAGCAAUAACAAGAGAGAAACUCGUCACGUCCUAGAUCUCGCAAUCGAACACAACGUAUCCGUCCUAACCACCCACGCCAACGGCGGCAUCUACGGCGCCCCCAACUUCCCCUCGGUCCUCCAACCCUUCAACAUCCUCAACACCUCCAUCCCCAUAAUCUUCGCCCAUGCCAGUUACCACACCCCCACUGACGCCCAGCUUCUGCGCCAAUACAACCAUUUCAUCUCCACAACCCCGGAGUCAGAAAUGCACUACGGCCACCUCCACCCAAACUCCCACCUCCUCAUGGACCAAGCAUCCCUCGGCAUAGACACCCACUUCACCUUCUCCUCCGACAUCCUCACCCAAGCCCGCCUCUGGCUCCAGGGCGUAAGAAAAACUCUCUACACAGAGGUCAUAAACCGCCGCCACAUCCCCGCCCGCAACCCAAUGUCAGCAAACCAAGCCUUCCUCCUCGCAACCCGCAACGGCGGCCUCGCCCUCCGCCGCCCAGACAUUGGCAUCUUAGCUCCCGGAGCCAAAGCAGACAUCCUCGUCUGGAACGGGCGCGCACCCAGCGUGCUGGGUUGGAGCGAUCCCGUUGCGGCGAUUAUGCUGCAUGCAAAUGUUGGGGAUAUCAAGCAUGUCAUGGUGAAUGGUGUGUUUCGAAAGCGAGACGGGGAGAUCACAGCGAAGGAGUAUGCGAGACUGCAGGAUAGGUUUCUGGAGAGUGCGAGGAGGAUUCAAGGGUUGUGGAGGGAGAUGCCGAUGCCUGUUAGUGAGGGGGAAGCAGCAAAUGGUGUGGGGUUUGAAGAGCCGAUGGAGGCGGAUGUGCAAAGGGGGGAAGGGACGGGGUAUGGGCCUUUGUUUGUUUAG